Molecule: messenger RNA, 1035 nt
Organism: Penicillium brevicompactum
Lineage: Eukaryota; Fungi; Ascomycota; Eurotiomycetes; Eurotiales; Aspergillaceae
Exons: 4
Coding region: 1-1035 (344 amino acids)
Source: RefSeq, a predicted model, not a curated record
AUGAGCUCCACCAAAAUCGAGACCCCGGCCACUGAGAGCCAAGAGCCGGAGUAUAACAACGUCGACCUGGUCCAUUUUGAGCCCCGAAACUACGGUGACUGGCGUGAUGAGUUCCACCAAAACGGCUGCGUUGUGAUCAAGAAAGUCAUCAGCUCCGAGCGUGCGGAGUACUAUCGCGACAAGCAAAUCCAGUGGCUCAAGAACUUCGAGCUUGGCUUUGACGAAAAUGAUGAAAGUACCUGGACUGCAAAGCAUCUGCCAGUGAGCUUCAAGGGAGGCAUGUAUUUUGCCUACGCAGCGCCGCAUGAGAAGAUGGCCUGGGAGGCACGUACUGAGCCUGCUAUUAUCGAAGUCUUCGAAAAACUAUGGGAGACCAAAGAGUUGAUCUCUUCUUUCGACGGGAUGAACAUCUCCAUGCCACGGCGCAAGGAUCUGAACUGGAGCCCUUGGCCUCAUUGCGACCAGAACCAGAACCGCAAAGGGAUGCAAGCCGUGCAAGGCCUUCUGAAUUAUGCGCCCAAUGGCCCCAAUGAUGGCGGUCUUAUGCUGAUGAAAGGCUCGUCGAAGCUAUUUGACGAGUUUUUCAAGCACAAGCGCGAAUCAUUCGACCAUGAGGAUGCCCCUCCCCCUGAAAUCAAGUAUAUGGAUCUGUUCUUGUUCAGCGAGAAGGAUGUGCAAUGGUUCAAAGAUCAGGGGUGUGAGCUGGUCAAGAUAAACAUGGAGCCGGGUGACUUUGUCCUUUGGGAUUCGCGAACUAUGCACUAUGCCUGUUUGCCUGAGGGCGAUCAGAUUCGACACGUCCAGUACAUCUGCAUGACGCCGCGCCGCUUCGCCACGCCAGAAGCAUUGGAGUUGAAGAAACAAUGCUUCGAGAACUUUGUGGGUACAACCCACUGGCCGCACUGCAAUAUUCGACCCACCAAGGAGAAGCCUAUGCGCGAUGGCGAGGUCUGUCCAAAAGAUCGGAGCGAACCAUUCGAGAAACCAGAGUUGACAGAUACGGUACUGAGAUUAGCAGGGGUCAAGGAGUACUAG